AUGAGUCAUGAUGUUAUUAAAGAAGUGCAAGAGUUUUUCAUCACUGGUGUAAUGCAAAGGACAUCAAAUGAAACUCACCUACGGCUCAUCCCAAAGGUUACCAGCCCUAAGUCUGUAGCUGACUACAGGCCCAUUGCUCUGUGCAAUGUGUGUUACAAAGUCAUCUCAAAGAUCCUCACGAAGCGGCUUCAACCUCUACUUGAGAGCCUAAUAGCUGAAACACAAUCUGCAUUUGUACCAAAGCGAGCUAUCUCAGACAAUGUCUUAAUAACCCAUGAGAUAUUACACUACCUGAAGAAGUCAAAAGCUCAGAGACAUUGCUAUAUGGCCAUCAAGACCGAUAUGAGUAAAGCCUAUGAUAGGCUAGAGUGGGACUUCAUCAAAUCUACACUCCUACGGCUUGGGUUCCAUACUACUUGGACGAAUUGGAUUAUGCAAUGCGUGUCUACAGUCAGUUAUGCGUUUAUUAUUAACGAUGCAACUAGAGGAUUUGUAAAACCAGGCAGAGGUAUCAGACAGGGUGACCCCCUAUCCCCCUACCUAUUUAUCCUAUGCAGUGAACUACUUUCAAGCCUCUGCAAUUUGGGUCAAACUAAUGGGAAGUUCAAGGGAAUCAAACUAGCGACAGGCUCCCCAUGCAUAAAUCAUCUACUCUUUGCAGAUGAUACUAUGUUUUUUUGUAAGGCUAACGCAAGCAAUGCUCAGGUACUAAACAAGAUCCUAGCGACUUACGAAACCGUUUCAGGCCAACUGAUUAACACCCAGAAGUCAGCUAUCUCCUUCUCCCGCAAAACCAGUCAGGCAAGAAAAGACCAAAUCAAGCAAACACUUGGUAUUGAUAAUGAUGGGGGCUUUGGAAAGUACCUAGGACUGCCUGAGCAGUUUGGAAGACGAAAAAAGGAUAUUUUUGCGGGUAUUGUGGGUCGUAUCAAGUUGAAAUCUAUCAGUUGGUCCACAAAUUUCCUCUCGCGCGCCGGUAAGAUGGUGAUGCUGAAAACUGUCCUUGCUUCCAUGCCCACACAUGCAAUGUCGUGCUUUAAACUUCCCCAAUCACUAUGUGCCCAAAUCCAAUCUAUGUUGACCAGAUUCUGGUGGGAUUCUGCACCUGAAACAAGAAAAAUGUCAUGGAUCUCUUGGAAAAAAAUGGCAAAACCAAAGAAGCUUGGAGGUUUAGGAUUUAAGGAUAUCUCUACCUUUAAUGAUGCCCUUCUAGCUAAGCUCGGAUGGAGAAUAUUGAGGAAUCCGAUCUUGUAUGCUAGCUCGGUGUCUCCUAGGAAAAUACUGCACGGAAGAAAGUUUUUUGUCAUUGGGUCCGGCUCUUCAAUCAACGUAUGGAACGAACCCUGGUUAUCGUCAACUGAGCAACUACGGCCUUAUGGACCUGCCCCUGAUGAAUUCAAAGAUAUCCAAGUGGCUGACUUGAUGCUCGAAGGAUCAUCUGAUUGGGAUCACCAGAAACUGGAGCUAGUUCUCCCUUUCCACAAACACCAGGUGCUCCAGAUCAAACCAUCUCUGUGUAAUGCCCCUGAUGAACUCGUCUGGCUGAAGACAGCCUCAGGUGACUACUCCACGAAAUCCGGCUACAAUGCUCAAUCCGAAAGCCUGUCUCUAGUGGAACCAGCAACCCCAGAGGCUUCCCUUGAUUGGUUUGCAAACGUAUGGGAUCUCAAAACCUCAGAAAAGAUUAAAAUCUUCCUCUGGAACUCACUUCACGAUGGCUUGCCGGUGGGAGAACAGUUCGCAAUCAGGAACAUCCCAAUCUCAAGCCAAUGCCCUCGCUGCCCUGAAGUUGAAUCGAUCUUACACAUGUUCUUCACUUGUGAAUUCUCCAAAGAAGUAUGGAGCUUGGCGCCGCUUGCUACCCCAGUAACCCUGGACCUUAUACUCAACACAACUACUGGUCUCGAUCUCAUUAGAAGAAUCCCAUCACUGCCACCGAUUGGAUUGGGACCAGGAACUCUACCGGCGUGGAUUUGCUGGAACAUUUGGAUCUCCAGAAACCAAUUGACUUUCCAAAAAAGAAACUUCUCACCGAUGGAAACCCUAUCGAAAGCAAUCAAGGAAGCACGAGAUUGGUCUUUAGCUCAACUCCCCCACCAAAACCCCCAAACCGGUAACGCUAGUAUCGCCCUGGAUCCGACCAACGACCCACCUCAAGUGCGCAUGUAUACUGAUGCAGCCUGGAACCCUUUGUCGAAAUGCGCUGGUCUCGGUUGGAUCAUCGACGAUUCUGGAACUACCACAACAUAUUCAGCGACCUCCCCCUUUGUGGCGUCGCCCCUGAUUGCGGAAACUUUGGCUCUUCGAGCAGCCAUGAUCUCUGCUAACACUGUUGGAAUUACCGCUCUCUGCAUCUACUCUGAUUCUUUAACCCUCAUCAAGUUGGUGAAGAAGAAAGGAAGAAACCUAGAGAUCGCUGGAAUUCUCAACGACAUUUAUCUCCUCUGUUUUAAAUUUAAUGCUAUUCAGUUUAAGCACAUCCCUAGAGCUGAUAAUAAUAGAGCUGACUCUAUUGCCAAACAGGCUCUAGGAUUAAUGUAUGAACCUUAA
This is a messenger RNA of Brassica napus (rape), 2550 nucleotides long. RefSeq lists its product as uncharacterized. The transcript is spliced from 2 exons. The coding region runs from base 1 to 2550 and encodes 849 amino acids. Lineage: Eukaryota; Viridiplantae; Streptophyta; Magnoliopsida; Brassicales; Brassicaceae. The record is from RefSeq and is a predicted model, not a curated record. Gene Ontology annotation, molecular function: RNA-DNA hybrid ribonuclease activity; nucleic acid binding.